GCUAUAGGCAUUACAAUAAAAUGAAGUUGUCUUCUACCUUGCAUGUGUCCUUUAACAUUUUUUUGCUUAUGUAAGUUCUUUGUUACUUUAAUUAUUUCUUCUCUUGGUGCAACGAGCGAAAACUUGAAACGCGAUGAAAGAAUGAUCGAUUACUGAUAAUGACGUAAAAGGAGAGAUCCACUCAUGUUUCACAAUAAUUCAAAAAAAAACCAAUUUCAACACAUGAAGGAAAUAUUAAAGUGACGUAAUGUAUUUUUUGCUAUAAAAUGAAUGAAAUGUAAAAAUGUUGAAUAUUUGUAAACCACAGAGCAGUUGGUUCCUUGACACUAGGUGAAGACAGAGCAAAACUAUAACGGCACUCAGCUGUUGGAUGUGGGAUUAUUCAUAUAUUCAGAUAUAUUAAUUAGAUUCAUUUCCGUAAAGUCUACCUACAAUGAUGGCUUUACUAACGGCGCUAAAUAUUUGGUUCGUGGAAAUACUUUUGUUAAUUUUAUGGCUUCUUCUGGCAUUGAAGUUCUUGAGAUUGCUUACUGCAGGAAAGAAGGUAAAAGACAAAAAUUGUAGACGGUUGGAUUUCUUAGAGCAAUUUGUUGAAAUCUUGGCGCAUUCACUUGAUGGCCAUAGCAAUAUGUCAUGUUUUGUAUCACUAACAUCAAAAGAAAGCUUAUCCUUUCAACAUGUUCACGAUGCUUUAGUAUUGUUAGUAAAACGUCAACCAAUGUUACGAGCAGUCGUAUCGACGAAAGCCGAUGGAGAAAAAUAUUUUGAGAUUAAAAGCCCAGAAGAGACUAUUCCACUAUUUGACAUCACCACGUCGGAUACUAAGAUUUCUGAUUGAAAGAUAUAAUGUUCGAGCACACUUCAACUAUACAUAAAGGCCUUUUCCAUGGAAAGCUGUUAUACUUAAGGAAGAAUUUGAUUCAAUAACAAAGAGUAUUCUAAUAUGAUAAUGUUUACCGUGAAGCAUUCGUGUUUUGAUGGUGUUUCUUCCGUUAAAUUUGUAAAACAGUUCCUGAAUAACAUGAACGAGAUAGCAAGUGGUGUAAGCAAUGUCGACAAGGAUAUAACAAGUCUCGAACUCUUACCUAGCGCACGACUUGGUAAUACAAAAAGAAUCGGUCAUUCCUUGUUUCGGUUCGUUGUUUCAUAUUGUGGACUUCGUCCGAUACUGGAAUUUCUUUUGGCAAAACUGAUUGCUUAUGUUGUUAAAAAGAAACCAAUCAAUCCUUAUUACCAAAAGUACCCACCUCUACCACCUGAUGACAUCCCUGUAGAAAAACUUCAACGGACAAAUUUGAGAAUAUUUACUAAGAAAGAAACCAAGUCAAUUAUUGACUCCUGCAAAGCCAACGGUUGUACAGUAACUGGGGCAAUAACGGCUGCUGCACAUUUGGCAUUCUACGAAUUAUUAAAUGAAAAGAAUAAGGAGAAAACAAGCUUAGAGACAUUAAUUCCUUUCAAUAAUCGUUUGCUUGGUAACCCAAAAGCCCCAGAAGACUACCUCUGCUACUUUGUUUAUUUUGCAGCUUAUUACUUGAAGUAUAGUAAAACUGAUCCUGAUGACUUUUGGAUGAUGGCUAAAGAAAGUACAGCCCAAAUAAAACAGGUUGUGAAAAAUGAAUCAUUUGUCAAGGAAAUGUCGUUAUUAGGUGUUCUUAAUCCAAACUUGCUUAUAAAUAUCUAUUACGAGAGAAAUGCUUACUUAAAAGCCAUAAGCAAUGUUAUAUCCAGUUAUGGCGUCUUCAAUUUUUCACAUAAUCACGACAUUCCAAUGACGUACACCUUAAAUGAUUGCUUUGUACUUCCCAUUGUCCAUCGUAUCAAUUCUGUGUUUACCCAUUUUGUGUAUACAAUUAAUGGAAAAUUGACAUGGUUGGUAAUAACGGAUAAAACCAUUCCAGAUGCGCAUGCUCAACAAUUCAGUGAAUCCUGCUUUAAUAGAGUGCUCGCCAAGAGUUGUGGUACAAAGAAAGAAUAAAUUCGUGUGAUAACAUAAAAGUGCAUGACGUAUCGUAAUCAUUUGAUUGUAAAAUGUAAAACUGUUAAUUGUUGACAGAUUUUUACCAGAUGCUGUGUCCUUUUGCAUGGGUUUCCAAAUGACUCGGAUUACAAUACUGUUUACUUUUAAAUUAUGAAUUAUGGCCUUC
Xenia sp. Carnegie-2017 is the source of this 2147-nucleotide messenger RNA. RefSeq lists its product as uncharacterized. The coding region runs from base 944 to 1978 and encodes 344 amino acids. NCBI's taxonomy places the organism in Eukaryota, Metazoa, Cnidaria, Anthozoa, Malacalcyonacea, Xeniidae. The transcript has 2 exons. The record is from RefSeq and is a predicted model, not a curated record.